Messenger RNA from Cariama cristata (Red-legged seriema), 1160 nucleotides. It is a transcript of the gene RSC1A1, whose product is annotated as regulatory solute carrier protein, family 1, member 1. The transcript has 9 exons. Bases 576 to 1160 code for a protein of 194 amino acids. Gene Ontology annotation, molecular function: protein binding. NCBI's taxonomy places the organism in Eukaryota, Metazoa, Chordata, Aves, Cariamiformes, Cariamidae. The record is from RefSeq and is a predicted model, not a curated record.
ACCCUUUUGAUCUCGAGGCACAGGCCAAGAUAGAAGAAGACAUAAGGCAACAAAACAUUGAAGAAAAUAUGACGAUAGCAAUGGAAGAGGCCCCCGAGAGCUUUGGGCAGGUGGUGAUGCUGUAUAUUAACUGCAAAGUCAACGGACAUCCAGUGAAAGCCUUUGUUGACUCAGGUGCCCAGAUGACCAUCAUGAGCCAAGCUUGUGCUGAGAGGUGCAACAUAAUGAGGCUGGUAGAUCGGCGGUGGGCCGGCAUUGCUAAAGGUGUAGGGACGCAGAAAAUAAUUGGUAGAGUGCACUUAGCUCAGGUCCAGAUUGAAGGGGAUUUCUUGGCGUGCUCCUUCUCAAUCCUUGAAGAGCAGCCCAUGGACAUGCUUCUAGGACUGGAUAUGCUUAAGAGGCACCAGUGUUCGAUUGAUCUCAAGAAGAAUGUACUAGUGAUCGGCACGACUGGCUCGCAGACCACUUUCCUCCCAGAGGAACGUCAGAAGCCUUGAUGCAUGUAGUGUGUGUUUACUGCAGCUGGAGUGGGCCACAGACCAGAGAAUAGUGACAAAGAAACUACCUCACUGGAAAUGCCCUCAUUACCAGCUUCUGAUGGGUUUCAAAAUCCAGUCCAGUCUUCAGGACUAAAUUCCAAGAUCUGUAAUCCCACAAAUCAAUUACUUGAUCGUUCUGUCUCUGCCCCUGCUUCAAUUUGCUCAUCCGAAUCUAACCUCGCAGAGCCCACUGAUCCUAGAGCUGUCAAGUCUUUUGAGUCUUCAACUGAAUGCCAGAUAACCCCAGAAAAAGAACAUCCUCUCUUAUUACAGCAUCUCUCCAAUAACGCUUCCAUGGCAAAUAACGACCCUUCUCCCCAGACAGGGGAGUCUAAAGGCACUAGUGAAAUUCGUGCAAAGUAUAAUGACUUGUCUAAUUUGGCAGCUGAAGACAACUGUUCCCCCUCCAGCAUCCAUCAGCUGGACACGGAUCAAGCUGGCUAUACGGGACUUACCUCGGCUGCUUCUCCGCUGCCUGCUUUCCCUGCGGCUGAUGUCGAUCGGAUCCUCAGCGCUGGUUUUACCACGCGGGAAGCUCUUGAGGCUUUGGAACAAGCGGAUGGAAACGCAGAUCUUGCUCUUCUCAUUUUGCUAGCCAAGAGUAUCGUUGUUCCUACGUAA